UACAAAUGUGGCAAAUAUUUAGGGACGAAGAGAGUAUAUACAAGCUUUUGUGAUAAAAAAAAAUAGAGUAUAGAUUUGAGUGUACAAAUUUUGGUGCACAAAAGAAAAAGAAAGAGGCUUAAAAAUGGGAGGGAGAAAUGAGAUAGUGAUUGGACUUGGGUCAAAGCGGAGAAAUUUUCUGUUCGGCAGGGAAAGCGAUGGAGAAAAGGAGUGUGACGCGGGAGGACGUGGAAGAUGUAAGGUGGAAGAAUACCUCCGCCAUGGGGUGACGGAGAAAGCCAGCGUCGUCAACCAUGCCCUGCAGGCCGAGCAGGAGUUCAUAACAGGCUACAUAUGGGACCGCCUUGCGGAAGCCAACCCGGAAUACUUCCAGGUGGAGGAGGCGACGGCGCCGGGCGGCGGCGGGAGCCCACCUGCGGCGGAGCUUGAGCGGCGCCUCGUACCAUUUACCAUUCCACAAGUGAGAUACAUAGUGAAGCACUCUGGUGUUUUUGCAGUAAGCGUGAUCAGCGCAAUGCGAUUCAGCGACGAGGAGGUGGAAGAAAUUCUCAGAAAUACGCCUCUGGAUAAACUUGCGGUGGCUAUGACACGGUUUCUUGAUUCCGACGGCUUUAGGCGGGCCCAAUUGCAAGCACGAGCAGAGAUGGGUCUUAUUCCCAUGGCUGAAGACCCGUACAGGAGCCCAAUCCCAGGCGAAAAGAUGUUGUUUUUGCCUGUUCUGACGCCGCCGCCGCCGCCGGCAUUCAUGGCGGCCGGUGAGACAAUCUUCAUGCCGACUCCACGAGCUGCCGCCCCACAUCGGCAGCCGCCGCCGCUUCCUAUUAUCCCGGGGCCAAAGCUUCACGUUCCCCGGAAGAUAACCACUUACCUCACUAGGGCGAUAGGUGGUCAUGCGAAUGACGACGAAUGAUUCAGAUUCAUUCAUCCCAUGGGCAGAAUCAAAUCAAUCCAAUCACAGAAUAGAUUCUGUCGUCUUCCAUCCAUCAGGCCAAGCAUUUCCCCACUUCUUUCUUCCUUUCUUGUCCGAGCAUUUUUUAUAUUCAUUCUUUACAUUCAAUUCAAUUCCUUUGGAAGAAUUUCUCUUUGUAAACAGAGGGGGAGGAUUAUGAUUUUUGCUCCCUAUUCCCAUUUUUACUGUAAACU
Cuscuta campestris is the source of this 1143-nucleotide messenger RNA. The record is from the annotation of a GenBank genome assembly. Lineage: Eukaryota; Viridiplantae; Streptophyta; Magnoliopsida; Solanales; Convolvulaceae.